AUAGCCCUAGAGGAUCCGGAGCCUGCAGGCGAAUGGGCCACGCACAAUCUCCUACACGUGGAGUUGGUGGCGGUGAAGCUUCUCUAAAAAUUGAAAAACCCUACCCUGACUCCGGUUUUUUUUUCCCGAUCCCUUCUACCGCCUUCCGACCUCAAUCCCCACCGCCGGCGAGGCAAGAAGGUCUUGUGAUGGAGAUAACGGACAGAAUGGGGGUCCAUAGUGACGGGGAGGAGAUGCCAAAGACGAAGCACAAGGGGAAACAUGACAAACCAAAGCCAUGGGAUGACCCCAGCAUCGAUCACUGGAAGAUUGAGAAGUUCGAUCCGUCUUGGAAUGAAGGUGGAAUGCUAGAAGUCAGUUCCUUCUCCACAUUGUUCCCUCAAUAUAGAGAGAAGUACUUGCAAGAAGCUUGGCCUAUUGUAAAGGGUGCACUGAAAGAGUAUGGUGUUGCAUGUGAACUUAAUUUGGUUGAGGGUUCUAUGACUGUUUCAACAACUCGGAAGACCAGAGAUCCGUAUAUCAUCAUUAAAGCUAGGGACCUCAUAAAGCUUUUAUCAAGAAGUGUUCCUGCACCUCAGGCAGUCAAGAUACUCAAUGAUGAAAUGCAAUGUGACAUUAUUAAAAUUGGUGGUCUCAUCCGCAACAAGGAACGAUUUGUUAAGCGAAGGCAGCAUCUUCUGGGCCCCAAUUCAUCCACACUGAAGGCUAUCGAGAUUUUGACAAAAUGCUAUGUUCUAGUUCAGGGAAACACAGUUGCUGCUAUGGGCCCAUUCAAAGGUCUAAAGCAAGUCCGAAGGAUUGUAGAGGAUUGCAUCCAGAACAAAAUGCAUCCUUUAUACCAUAUCAAGAUCCUCAUGAUGAAACGUGAGCUUGAAAAAAAUCCAGCAUUGGCAAAUGAGAACUGGGAUAGGUUCCUUCCCAAGUUUAAGAAGAAAAAUGUUCAGAAGAAGAAAGUAAAAGCUAAAGAGAAGAAACCAUAUACACCCUUCCCUCCCCCUCAACAGCCCAGCAAGAUUGACCUCCAAUUGGAAAGUGGUGAAUACUUUUUAAGUGACAAAAAGAAAUCAGCAAAAAAGUGGCAAGAGAAGCAAGAGAAGCAAGCAGAAAGAACGGCUGAAAACAAAAGAAAAAGAGAGGCUGCUUUUGUUCCUCCCAAGGAACCUACAAGGGAAGAACAUGAUAAAUCCAGUGAUGAGAAGAAUGAUGUCACUGCAAUGGCGAUGUCCUUGAAGGAAAAGGCAAAGAAGUUUGGUAAGCAGAAAGCUGUUGAAAAUAUCAAUCCCGAAACAUAUAUUGCUACUUCAGACAAAGCACCUUCAAAAAAGAAGGCCCGGCACUCAAAGUCUUGAUUUGUGAAGAUGCAUGGCAUCCUCACUCUAAGGUUUCUACCUUAUGAAGGUGUAUGGCCUCUUGUUGUAAAAGAGUAGCGAAGAUCAACCUAAAGUUGCUACCCAAGAAUAGAAAAAGAGAAAGAAAGAGGAUCAACCUAUUAACUGCGGCAAUGGCAGGGGAGCUGACAUAAAUAGAUGCUAGGACUCAUCCAACAUGGAAGUGUAUUUUUUUUUUUUUCACUGGUGAAGUGGUAAUAUUGGUGGUUCACUAGUAUGGAUCAAUUAUGAAGACUUUCGCCAAAAAUUAAAAAGCUUAAAGACUCGAAACUUGUCAGGUUCCUUGUG
Molecule: messenger RNA, 1676 nt
Organism: Nelumbo nucifera (sacred lotus)
Lineage: Eukaryota; Viridiplantae; Streptophyta; Magnoliopsida; Proteales; Nelumbonaceae
Product: RNA-binding KH domain-containing protein
Cellular component (GO): small-subunit processome; nucleolus
Molecular function (GO): RNA binding
Source: RefSeq, a predicted model, not a curated record